CAGGUGUAGUAAUCGAGGUCCCGUGUGCAUACUUAUUGUAGUUCGAUCGCCUUAGAGUCUCUCUGUCCUGAAGAGUUUUAAAAAAGUUAGAGAAGGUGAAACGUCGACGAGAGAUAACCAGCUGGUCUUCCGGGGGAGAGGUUUAAAAGGAAGAUGUCCUCCAGCAACAGGACGAGAAGUGUCAUGAGGUUCCUGCUAAUCUGCAUAGCCUUGUGGAGAUCCACUUGUCAGGACAUAGCACCAAGGUGCAGCACAACAGCAGUGCCGGCAGGCCUGUGCGUCCCAGUCAGAGAUUGUCCUUCUCUCCUUGACGUGAGCGAAGUUCUCAGUAUCAACGAUUUCCUCAGACAGUAUGGGGGAUGCGGACGAGGAAGCAACGGUGACGUGCUACUGUGCUGCUCUAGACCUAGAGUAGAGGCAGCGAUUAGUCCUGUUCCAGCGAAUGUUCCUCCAGCAAACGUCUUUCCAGACGCGGCUAUCGUCUCCAAGCCAGCGAACGACUUGUCCUGCGGGCGAAGGGUCGUGGGCAGAGGACCAGAAUGGCCAUUUUUAGCAGCGGUCGGUCGCACGUUGCGAGGUGAAUUCAAUAUGCAUUGCCAGGGAGCCUACAUCUCUGAUCGUUGGGUGUUGGUUGAAGGCCUGUGCGUUUAUGAGCAUCCUGUAUUUGAAGUGAUUCCCGGAAGCAUUUGGACCCAGGGUCAACAGUCUAGGAAAAAUCGGAUCAUGAGGACGCUGGUUUCGGAGGUGACGGAUGACGGGCAAUUCAGCAAAGGCGUGGCUCUGUUAGAGCUGGAAAAACCAGUGAUUUUUGACAACUACGUCCAAAGUAUCUGCUUGCCAGAUGAACGGUCGACUGAGACCCCUUCACUUCUAACUGCUCUCGUCCUUCACGAAAACAUACAUUCCUCUGCGCUGGCGAGAAGAGAGGUCUUACUGAAAUCUGUCAGGGGAAUUCCAGGAACCAGCAAGACUUGUGACUCUUCAGUUGAUGUUCCUUCAAGUUACAAGGCGAGGAACCCCGUCGAUAUCUGCGCUACGAACCACGAAUUUUGUAACAAUAGAAUUGGACCCAUGUUAGUCGAAGAAGAUGCAAAUUCAGAACGCUAUCGUCUGAUAGGUGUUGGGGGAACAACUCGUGAUUCUUGCUUCAUCAAGAUCCAUGUUUUCAGCUCUGUCGUCAGUCACCUGCGGUGGAUUAGGAGUCAGAUAAGUUCAUCUGGGAGCUUAGCACAACCUCUAUCAUUGGUGGACACCCGGUUCCUAGAUGAAGGUCAGCAGUGUGGACAGAGAGCCAUUGGAGAGGGUCCUGAGUUUCCUUUCAUGGUGGCCAUUGGAAAAGAAGAGAACAACAAUUUUGAAAUCACUUGCGGCGGAGUUAUCAUAUCUAAUUUGUGGGUCUUGACAGAGGCUGCAUGUGUCGUGGAUAAUUUCAUAACUUACAUCAAAAUAGCAGUCAACACCGACCAAGAACGAGCACGGGAAGUGGUUCUCAGGAAAAGACACGAUUCCUUCGACCCAGUGACAAGGAAAUUCAACGUAGCUUUGCUGAAGUUAAAGGAGCCACUUAUCUUUAAUGAUUAUGUUCAGCCAGCGUGCUUGCCUUCUUCAGAGGAUGUAGGACAACAAACUAUGUUUGCAGCCAAUAUUUCUCCGACCACUGUUUCGGGCGUGACCAGUCUUCAGCAAAGGUUCACAUUGGUGCAUCGCGUGAGCAGAGGACCAUGUGAAGCUUCUGGCUAUCUUUCCCAUCCGUUCAACUCGGAUACCAUCUGCGCCAGCAAGUCAGAAGCGUGUAAUUACAGCACGAGGUUGAUGCUACUUCAGAAGGAACCGACCUCCUCGAACUUAGUCGUUCAAGGAAUUGGGGGCACCAGCGAUUACCCUUGUUUCGACCUGGUUCAAGGUUACACUCAGGUCUUCCCUCAUAGGCAGUGGAUACUGGAUCACAUUCAAGGACAAGCGUGA
Messenger RNA from Macrobrachium nipponense, 1965 nucleotides. RefSeq names its product transmembrane protease serine 9-like. Bases 154 to 1965 code for a protein of 603 amino acids. The record is from RefSeq and is a predicted model, not a curated record. Gene Ontology annotation, biological process: proteolysis. Lineage: Eukaryota; Metazoa; Arthropoda; Malacostraca; Decapoda; Palaemonidae. The transcript has 14 exons. Gene Ontology annotation, molecular function: serine-type endopeptidase activity.